CGUAAAAUUCUCCGAUGUUGACAGACGAUAAUCGACAACACGCGCUUGGUUGCUAAGUAAUGGAGUUAUUUUUCUAUUAUUUUCGAGAAAAAAUUUUGAACGGAAAAUUUAUUUAUUUUUUAUAUUGAAUGGCAAGUUUCAAAUGCAAAACUAAAGAUGAAAUUGCUCCAGCUAUUUUGUUAACUCAACUUAUUCCACCACAAAGAACUUUUACUUUAUCUGGCAGAGAAACAUGGAAUUGUGCAUUUUCUCCAGAUGACACUUAUUUUGCUUGGUCCUGUGGAAAUAGGAUUGUUGUUAUUGUUCCUUGGAAAUAUUCAUCAUCAUUAUCAUGGAAUGAAAUAUUGCCUACUGAAAGUAGACAUUGCUAUUUAAAAAAACCAAUUAUUUUGGAUACUGGUUAUUUGGUCUGGUCUGUUGCAUUUGGAGUAGUAACAUGCAACAGAAUAUUAAAGGAUCAUUACAUAUUUUGGAAACGUUUAUGUUUUUCUCAAGAUUUAAUUUUGGUGACUGGACAUAAUAAUGGAAGAAUAAGAAUUUGGGAUGUACAGACAGGAAAUCUGAUAUUAGAGUUAGUAGAUCAUCGCAGUAUAGUUACUGAUUUAUCUUUCUCACCUGAUGGCAGCUUAAUACUGUUAUCUGCAUCAUAUGAUGGAACACUUAAAUUAUGGGAUUUAAAUGAUAAUGGAAAUAGAUUUGGAACAUUAUCAAUGAAUAAUAAACCAAUAUACUCAUGUGCCUGGUCACCAAAUGCUAAAUUAAUGAUAUCUGUUGGUAUGGACAAAGUGGCUUAUAUCUGGGAUAUGAUAACCUACUGCAUUAAAUUAAAAUUAGAAGGCCAUCAUUAUGAUAUAGUUGCCUGUGGUUUCUCUCCAGAUAGUUGCCUUGUAGCUACUGCUUCUUGGGAUACCAGAGCUAUUUUAUGGGAUGCAGAAACAGGAUUAAUGCUUAAAUGUUUUGGACAUCUGUAUCCACCUCCACAUUUAAUUUAUGCUGGUGGACAGAAUGGUACUUGGAUUCGUGGCUUAUCAUUCUCUCCUGAUGGUUCCCAUUUUGCAACUGUAGCAGAUGAUGGAUAUUUGCGAUUUUGGGAUAUAUUUAAUGACGAUGAUCCAGAGGCAGUAGGAAUUAUGGAAGGUGCAUUAUGUUGUGCCUAUUCUGCUUCUGGACAAAUUCUUGCUGUUGGAACACAAAAUGGAUCAGUAAGUUUUUGGAAAGCAUCCAGUUGCGUCACUCCUUUACUCCAUUUAUGUCGCAUUAAUAUAAGAAGAAAAGUACAAAGUAAGGAUUUGAAAAAGUUAAAGCUUCCUUCACGAUUAUUGCUGUAUUUGCAGUAUUGUGAUCUUGAUUAACAAACAGAAAAUAUAAUAUUGUACAUAUUAGAUUGCAACAAACAUGUAUAUAAUUUAUCAAUAUGCAAUAAUUUUUAAUUUAAUAGAAUUAUUAUUAUUUUUUUCAAAUUGUAUAAAUAUAAUUUUGUUAGUAAGAGCAAAUAUGUAUGAUAAUGAUGAUUCAAUUAAUAACAAUUCAACAAUUAUAGAACCUAGAUAUUAUCAAGAUACAUAAGUACUACAGAUUAUUUAAAUACCUUUAUAUCUUAAUUUUGACAAUUUCAAGUAAUAUAUGUUCUACAAAAUUUUAUGUAUUCAGUUUUAACAACAUUUUCAACUAUCUCAGAUCAUUGUUAUUAUAAAUAGAGAAUAUAAUUCCAUUUCACAUAUAAAACAGUUAUUAUGCAGAAAGCAAAAUAUAUCAGCUUCUUGAAAUUGAAUUAGAAUGUAUUAUACUGUAUAUGUAAAAAUUACUGUACAUAUAUUUCUAUAUUUCUGAAAACUCUGCU
This is a messenger RNA of Centruroides sculpturatus (bark scorpion), 1840 nucleotides long. RefSeq names its product WD repeat and SOCS box-containing protein 1-like. Gene Ontology annotation, molecular function: protein binding. Gene Ontology annotation, biological process: intracellular signal transduction. The transcript has 9 exons. The record is from RefSeq and is a predicted model, not a curated record. Bases 129 to 1352 code for a protein of 407 amino acids. NCBI's taxonomy places the organism in Eukaryota, Metazoa, Arthropoda, Arachnida, Scorpiones, Buthidae.